Molecule: messenger RNA, 2225 nt
Organism: Salvia miltiorrhiza (redroot sage)
Lineage: Eukaryota; Viridiplantae; Streptophyta; Magnoliopsida; Lamiales; Lamiaceae
Product: mediator of RNA polymerase II transcription subunit 19a
Exons: 6
Coding region: 345-1115 (256 amino acids)
Biological process (GO): positive regulation of transcription by RNA polymerase II
Cellular component (GO): mediator complex
Molecular function (GO): transcription coregulator activity; transcription factor binding
Source: RefSeq, a predicted model, not a curated record
GAAUACCCCCCUUCCCAAGUAUUCUCCCACACUCCAGAUUCCCGAUUCGCCAACACUCGAUCCCCUCCCCAAUUUUCCCUCCAUUAACGAGCUUUUUAAGCUGCUCGAAUUAUUCCACAAUUCAACGUCCUCCCCCUUUCCACGUCGCUAAGCGAGCCCGAUUCAAUCCAGAAUUGUUACUUUUGCGGCGGGGGGUUUAUUCGCGGGCGAUCGCUCAGGGAACUCGGUGAAAAUACCCCCGAAUUCUGUGAAGCGUGUGCCGAGGGUUUGUUAACCUGCCAUAAUAAUUCAGAAAAGGUAGUCCCUGGGUAGUAAUGAGCUAUUUCCAUGUCAGGCGCUGAUUCAUGGAUUCUGAUUACAAGAAGUUUGGAAGAGGGCCUAGAGAACUUACAGGUGCUGUGGAUCUUUUAAGCCACUACAAGUUGUUACCUCACUAUGAUUUCUUCUGCAAGAGGUCACUUCCUGUGCCAAUAGCAGACACCCACUACCUUCACAAUGUUGUCGGAGACACAGAAAUCAGAAAGGGGGAGGGGAUGCAGUUGGGCCAGCUCAUUCAAGAUUCUUCCUUAUCUAGAGAAAAUAAUACACGUAUACAACCUUUUGACCUAGAUGUUCUCAGGGAAGCCUUUCAGCUAAGGGAAACGGCUCCAGUUGAUCUUCCUCCUUCCGAGAAGGGCACUCCUACCAUUGCUGGGAAACCAAAGAAUGAGUCUAAAGAUAAGGAGAAGAAACAUAAGAAGCAUAAGGACAGAGACAAGGACAAGGAUAAAGAGCACAAAAAGCACAAACAUCGGCAUAAAGAUCGAAGCAAAGACAAGGACAAGGAGAAGAAAAAAGAUAAAAGUGGACAUCAUGAUUCUGGAAAUGACCACUCAAAAAGACAUCAUGAGAAGAAGAGGAAGCACGACGGAGAUGAGGAUGGCGGUGAUAUUCAUAAACACAAGAAAAGUAAGGUAAAAAGAGGACAACAAUCAAAUCUCAGUUUCAAUAUGGCUCUUUUGCAUGUGACUUUGAUUUUCAUCUUUAUGCACCUUUCAUUCAUUUUCCUGAACUUCUUUCACAAUCAUACAUCAUCUACAUGUAAUUAUGCAGCACAAGAGCUCAAAGAUAGAUGAUAUGGGAGCAAUAAAGGUUGCAGGCUGAAAAAUGGUGGUUGAUCUUUAAUUUUGUCAUCAGAUGUUGGAGUUGAUAAUUGAGGAAUUCUUACUUAGUUAUUUCAAGUUAUAUAAGGUACAUAAUCACUUUUUAGCGGCAGCUUAUGUCCUUGUCUUGUUAUAUCUUAUAUUUUCAUAUUUCUUUUAUCUCAUUCUUUUACUAUAGAGGCUGAUUAAAUAAACAGCCUAAUUAGGCCUCUUUAUCUUGAUUUUAUAACUGAGAGGUUGGUGUGGGGGGUCUCAAUAGUCUAUCCUAAGUCAAAUCACCAAAUUUAGAAGUGUCUAAUUUGAAGGUUAUGCAAAUGGAGAUCUUAAAGGAGCCAUUUAGAAAAAAAGACAUUGUAAAUAUAUAUCUACUAUCAUAACAAUGUCACUCAGUCACUAUGGCCACCUGUGCUUGAACCUAGGAUUACACAGGUGUUUGCUCCCUUUAUUCUGCACUAAAUUGGUCAUAGACCGGCACUAAGAAGGCUGGAAGCCCUAGAUUGUACAUCAUUUUACUAUUUAAUACUCUCUGCAUUAUUACCAUUAUAUGGAGAUUUACAUAAUAAAAGUCUUGAACAUCUGGAACUACAGAUAGUGAUAGGUGGCCUGCGUGCAUAUUCUUACUUACCCCUAUAAGGUGUGCACUGCUUCUUUUACAUAUAUUUGAAUUUCUCUUAUGCAGAGCUUUAUUUGGACUUACUAAAGAUUGCCAAGAAGGUGAAUUCACUUGCUAAAGUGAAUUCAAGGUAAAAAAAUGUUGAAAAUGGAACUUUCUGUGUCAUAACAAGGCUCACAUCUCUGUAACAAUAUUUAAAGGGACUUAAUUUUCCUUCUUUUUCUUUUUGGCUUGGAACGAAUGGCUUAUUAAUUUUCUUCAUUUUCCUCCCAUUUGGAAAUCUAGGAUAAAGUUUUUCAAGUAGUCUAAUGCACUUGCAGAUUUGGUACAUAAGAAUAGGUGGAGAUAGGAUUUAGUGUCUUCUAACCCUUACUGGAGGGUAACUUAUUUGUAAGGAUGUGGCAAUGUGUAUCAUUCAAUGAGUUAAAGUUAGAAUAGAUAUCAUUAAUACAGGAUCAAUUUAAACGGCA